Saccharomyces kudriavzevii IFO 1802 is the source of this 909-nucleotide messenger RNA. It is a transcript of the gene MCP1, whose product is annotated as Mcp1p. Gene Ontology annotation, biological process: lipid homeostasis; mitochondrion organization. The transcript has a single exon. Lineage: Eukaryota; Fungi; Ascomycota; Saccharomycetes; Saccharomycetales; Saccharomycetaceae. The record is from RefSeq and is a predicted model, not a curated record. Gene Ontology annotation, cellular component: mitochondrial outer membrane. Bases 1 to 909 code for a protein of 302 amino acids.
AUGAUAAAGUUGCAUGAAGUACCUCCAGAACCAAUAGAGCCCACUAGUCUCCCGCAUUACGAUGGUCCGAAUACCCCCAAGGGAGAGAGUAAUUCUAAUAGAUGGAAAAAGAUAUUCGGUAUCCCGUAUCCAGUCUCUAGAAGAUCAUGUGAAAGGUUCCUUUGGAACUGCCAAAAGAUUUCAGUUCUGCCCAUGGCACUGUAUUUCCCCUUGCACGCAGCAAAUACGUUAAUCACGCCAGCAAUUUCACCUGACUCAGCUCCCGAUGAUGUAUUGAUGAUGGUAAGAGAGAUUUUGCCGUCCAUAACCACCAAGCUGUUAGUUGCAGGCAUUACUCUUCAUAUUUCCGCUGGCGUCCUGUUCCGUAUUGUGAAGAAUUGGAACAGUAUAUCAAGAAAGAAGAGCAAUCACUUUAAGAUAUCCGAAAAGCAAGAUCUAUCCCAAGACGCCAUAGGCUUAACCGGUGGAGUUUCCGGUUAUCUGUUCGGAUUAUACAAAACGUUCCGCAUUCCGCCCCAAGUGAUAAGUGGGUAUAUCCUUGUUCCCGUUCUAAUAUACCAUUUCUUGAUUAUGAAGUGGGUGCCAAAUUCUAUAUCCACUGAGGUAGACUUUGCCUCCAUAAAGCAAUUACUAUCCAGCAAAAACAUAUGGUGGAAAUGGCUUGGAGGUUUUGUGCCAUUGGUCAUUCUUAUUGAAUCAAGCGUAUAUCAUAUAGGUUCGGGUUUCUGCCGCUACCUCGGCGUCAAAAGAAUGACUGCCAGGAAGAAGUGGUCCACCACUAUCAAUUUAUUGGCACUGGUUGGGCUCGUUUCUCUGGUUAGAUUGAUGAGAGCGGAUUCUACAAAACUGGGACCCAAUCAGUUUCAAGGCAUUUUCAAAAAGAUUGAGACCCUACUGCACAUAAGAUAG